Molecule: messenger RNA, 840 nt
Organism: Daphnia magna
Lineage: Eukaryota; Metazoa; Arthropoda; Branchiopoda; Diplostraca; Daphniidae
Product: deoxynucleoside kinase
Exons: 3
Coding region: 1-705 (234 amino acids)
Biological process (GO): nucleobase-containing compound metabolic process
Cellular component (GO): cytoplasm; mitochondrion
Molecular function (GO): ATP binding; deoxynucleoside kinase activity
Source: RefSeq, a predicted model, not a curated record
AUGGACAAGACAAGUCGUAUUGUGGCAAUCGAGGGUAACACUGGUAGUGGAAAAUCGCAGGUCCUGCAAUGGCUUUCGACGUUUCCUGGCGUGCUAAUUUGCGAGGAACCAAUAGAGGAUUGGAGAAAUUUCUCGGGACAAAAUUUGCUCGACCUUCGUUAUUCUGAUCCUAAGCGAUGGAGUUUUGCAUUUCAGAGUCUCGUUCAACUGAGCCGUAUAAAAAUGUAUAGCGAAAGCGUGGACAACCCAAGAGCCAUCAGGUUCAUAGAAAGAUCAUUGCACAGCAACAGGUAUUGCUUUUUGGAAACGGCGAAAGAAAUGAAACAUCUUGAAGAAAUUGAAUUUGCUAUUUUGGCAAAGUGGUUCCAAUAUUUGGAGUGUGAACCCCGUACACGACUGGAUUUAAUUGGUAAUAAAUUUGUGAUACAAAUUCAAACGGUAUUAGUUACGGUUUUUUUUCAAAUAAAUGCAGUUUAUCUCCGAACAUCUCCUGACGUGGCCUUGAAUAGGAUUAAAACUAGAAAUCGCAUUGAAGAGACUGGAAUCACUCGUGAUCAAAUCAGAAACAUUCACAAUAAGUAUGAAACUUGGAUUUUAAGUGGUGCGUCUGGCUUCAAAUUUGUCGUUAUCGAUGCGAAUAAUGACGAGAACACCGUUCAAAAACUGAUAAUGCAUCACUUAAAGCAACAUAAUAUUUUUGAAUGAGUGUGACGUUCGGUGAUAAAGCGUAGUGCAUGGAUCCCUUUGUAUGAAAACCUCAUGUAGAGGCAUGUUUCCCUUUGGCUUCGAUAAAUAAUUUCGUAUCUAGUUAAAGUAGGAAGUAAAAGUUGUGAAACAUUU